Molecule: messenger RNA, 2718 nt
Organism: Ornithodoros turicata
Lineage: Eukaryota; Metazoa; Arthropoda; Arachnida; Ixodida; Argasidae
Exons: 8
Coding region: 1992-2636 (214 amino acids)
Source: RefSeq, a predicted model, not a curated record
ACACUGCGUGAGCAUUGGAGGACAUUCUGAAAUUUGUGUGCAGUGCUCUUCGCAGUUUUUAAAAAGGUGCAAAGAAGGUGCAUGUAGUCCAGUGGAAAGAUCGAAAUCAUGUCAAUAUCCAAUUCAAUAAAGGGAGAUUGUCCCUUAUGGUGACCCUGGCAGGUCUGUGCACGGAAACUUUCAUCACUGUGCAAGGCAGCAUCAAGGUCCAAGAACACCAUUCUGCUUUCUUGAUGAACUCGUUUUUGUGAGCACCUUUCGCAGCCAUAGUACCCGCUGUGGCCCUUGAUGCACUUCAGGUAGCUCCGUGCUACAGCAUCACAAAUUAUGGCUGUGAGGUUUACGGUCACAUGCCUUCCUUUGACAGGUAUACCAUGUGCGGUAAGGUCCUUGACCUCUUCCAGAAAUGGUUCUAAGAAUAAGCUCAAAUCAGGUGGCUUUCCUUCACCACAGUACACACUCACCAAAAAUGGCUCCCGCGCCCCAUGGUUCGUCACCAUGCAAAGAAUUGGCCAAAAACACGUUGACGAACUCUUGUACAAUGGGAGGCCAUCAAUGUUCACUUGGAGGCUGAUCUCACUGGGUGGCAUGCCCAAUUGCAGAGACUCCAAUAUCCCAGCCUUCAAUCCAAAGUGGACAAAUGUCCCGUCCCGUUCCACUGGGGCUUUCCUCUGUGUCCCUAGAACUGUUCUCGCGUCCUUUGGAACAUCGUGGCCCCUGGAUCUAAGGAGUGCGGCAAUGUCAUUGAUGCAUGAAUGGGUGAGAUUGUGCUUAAGAGAAAGCCUGGCCAGUUGUACCACGAGAUCGUUUCCGGAAUUUUCCCGAUAAAGAUAAUUUUCGUCUUGUGAUUCCUCAACUUCCAACUCAUCAUGUGUCUCUUCCCACGAUAGAUCAGAUGCUGUUUCAUCAGCCCAAUCAGUUCAAUGUGGUGUAGUGUGUUCGUCGUCAGCAGUGAAGCAUUCACCGCCCUCAUCUUGAGGAAGGGGAACAACGUCCAGAGAAGCUGUCGUGUUAGAAGGGUGUAAAUACUGUGUCUCAAUGUUCACUAUUUCGUACAAUGUUCUUAAAUUCCUUUCGCAGUUCACGAUAACAUCUCCAUCUCGACAUGGCGCAGCGGAGACCUUCGCUGGCACAAACACGGCAGCUCAAAAGAAGAGACAAACACAAUCUGGAUUAAAACAACUUCGGUUUUUGCGUGACAGGGAAACGAAAACAAAACGCAGUUGGGAGGAAAAAAAAGCACAAGCCAGAAGCGCAGCAACGAUGUAAACCAAACCGAAGGAGAAAGAUCAGAUACAAAUCAAGGUUGUUGCGAAAACUUUAAGCGUGCAAAACCCGACGCAGACAUAGAAAUUGCGAAACGAUAGAAUUUUAGAAUUUUUGUUCUUUUCUUACAGUUUGGCCAUUUUAUUUGUUAAGGAAAUGGUCAGUUGGACUUUUUAGGUGCCAUCAAUUUCAUCAUGAUGUUGUUCCCGGUUCCUCCUGCUACUUCGGGUUUUCCUUUGCUUCCCGCGUCUUUUGUUUGAUUCGAACGUCACGUGGGGAUUUCCAGUUUGGUUUGGGCCAGUGACAGAUAGUGCUCGCUUGUGUUGAAGUUUUCGGUCCCUCUCUUUCGUAGUUUGGUAAUCUACAGUCGUCCUACCUGUUUCCCUUAUCCGUCUGUUGAAUUUCUGUUUCUCUGGUGUUCCAUUUUUGUUACACCCUCGUGAACAGGUAGUGUGAAAGUGGUGUAUUGCUCGUGAUGGCACCUACGGCAUCGAAGCAGAAAGCCGAAGGGAACACAAGGUGAGCGUCAGAAAACAUUUUCGUCCCAAUUGCGUUAGGUGCAGCCAGUUUUAGAUUUCAUGCUCUACCAGUUCAUUCAAAAUUAACACAUCCGUGGCGUACUUAUCUAUCGUUCAUAACCGUUCCUUUUCUUUCCCUCCGCAUUUCAGCAAGCGGUACACAGUCGUAAAAUUUGAAAACGACACUGUCGAGUUUCUGCCGACGAAAUGGAUUGUUGCAGGGAGGCCAUGCCUUUGGCCGAAGAACACUCAGAAUUCGAGGAUCGCGUCAAAGAACGUUGGGACCCCGAAGCAGACUGGGAUUUGUGCCCUUGUGAGCGCAUGGCGUCCUUCAACAGUUACAAGAAGGCAAAAAAGAACGCUUGGGACGCUGAGUACACGUCACAUCUGGAAUUCGAGUCAAGUGAGGGAGAAGACGACGGAGCUGGCACUGAUAUUCUUAAACCCACGGGAGAGUUGCAGAGAGCAAUGAAGAGGAUAACUCUUCCAUCACCACCUAGUGACAUUGGAAGCGCAUCUCAUAGUCGUGGUUCUGCAGUGCCCUCACCACCAGCUAGUAGUGGGAGCAGAGGGUGUGGUUUUUCCUCAUCACAAUGCUCGGCAUCUGCAGAAAGUGAAAAUGGAAGUCGUGUGUCAACAGAAGGUGCCGAAGUAGGUCUCACAGGAUGGCUGUCCUCGAGGUACGGGGUGGAUCAGCACCACUGGGAGAACCCUCUGAUGUCCUGGAGGAAUUUCUCCAAAAGCCACUUUCGAGUUUGCAAGAGUGGCAAGCUUUGGAAGAGCAACUCCAGGACUGUUCCACAAGGAAAAACCUUGUUGAUCGGCUUGCAGUCCUUGAAGGUGGCUCACUAAACGACACAGUACCUUUAGUUAUGGAAGCAUGCACCAGGAAAGCAUUACAGAAGCAGAUAACUGGAGAAGGCCGGAAUGGCAA